Messenger RNA from Arctia plantaginis, 615 nucleotides. Lineage: Eukaryota; Metazoa; Arthropoda; Insecta; Lepidoptera; Erebidae. The record is from the annotation of a GenBank genome assembly.
AUGCUACAUUCUCAUAACUGUUGCAUACAGUCUUUUAAAACUGCGAUCAAGAGUGUUCCAGUAGAUAAUUCUGACUUUAAUGUCGUAAUCCAUGCAAAUAAAGUUCCUUUUGGAGAACACAGAGGACGAUAUAAUGCGCCUUCCACGGGUGAAGUAGCAGUGGUGAUAGCUGGACAGCAAUUUGACAAAAGAGAAAUUGUGUUGAAUAGACGUGAUGAUAAUUUGCAAAAAAAAACAGAGUUACACAGUUCUUAUAACAGCUUACAUUAUCCUUUGCUGCUAUGUCGUGGCGAAGAUGGUUUUGCCAUUAAUGUUUCUCAAGUUGAUCCAAUCAGUAGUGCACCUCUGCGUAAAACAGUGUCAUGUAUAAACUACUAUUGCUACCGUAUACCGUAUUACAAUUUCAACCAUUUGCUUAGAUAUGAAAUGUUAACAACCCAAUACUUCGAUCAAUAUGCGAAAAUUGAAUCUGAGAGAUUGGCCUACAUCCAUAAUAAUCAAACUAAAUUACGAGCAGAAAAUGACGUUCACCUUCAGGAUAAUUCUCCAUGUAUAAUGAGAUUCCAAAUACAGCAAAAAAAAACCGAAGUAGUUCCAAACUCAAACAUCUACUAG